UUGAUGAGCGUGACAGGGGUAGGGAUGGACAUGAUGUGGGCACAUCCCUGAGCGUACUUAGAACCUCCACGUCAAAACGAGUCGUGGAGGAGGGGAAUAAGAAAAGAGUUUUAUUUUUAUUCUUUUUAACCGGAUUGAUUCCUACUUCGGACAUCGCCGGCGGUGCGUCAUUUCUCUGACUCCCACCAUGCCGAACAUCGUGCUCUUCAGCGGCAGCUCCAACCACGACCUCUCGCAGAAGGUGGCCGAGCGCCUCGGACUCGACCUGGGCAAGGUGGUCACCAAGAAGUUCAGUAACCAGGAAACAUGCGUGGAGAUUGGGGAGAGUGUCCGUGGUGAGGACGUGUACAUCGUGCAGAGUGGCUGUGGGGAGGUCAAUGACAACCUAAUGGAGCUUCUCAUCAUGAUCAAUGCUUGCAAGAUCGCCUCAGCCUUGCGUGUAACACCCGUCAUCCCCUGCUUCCCUUACGCCCGUCAGGACAAGAAAGACAAGAGUCGUGCCCCUAUCUCUGCCAAGUUGGUGGCAAACAUGCUUUCUGUGGCGGGGGCAGACCAUAUCAUCACCAUGGACCUCCAUGCCUCCCAGAUCCAGGGGUUCUUUGAUAUUGCUGUGGACAACUUGUAUGCUGAGCCUGCAGUUCUACAGUGGAUUAAGGGGAACAUUCCAGAAUGGAAGAACUGUAUAAUUGUGUCACCAGAUGCAGGAGGAGCUAAACGUGUAACAUCAAUUGCUGACCACUUGAAUGUGGAGUUUGCCCUGAUCCAUAAGGAGAGAAAGAACUCUGAGGUGGAGAGCAUGGCCCUGGUGGGAGAUGUGAAGAACCGUAUUGCAAUCCUGCUUGAUGACUUGGCUGACACAUGUGACAUCGUCUGUCUUGCUGCUAACAAACUAAUUUCUGCUGGUGCAAUUAAAGUCUAUGCCAUCCUGACCCAUGGCAUUUUCUCGGGCCCGGCCAUCUCCCGGAUCAACAGCUCACCUUUUGAGGCUGUGGUGGUCACCAACACCAUUCCCCAGGAGGACAAGAUGAAGCUGUGUCCUAAGAUCCAGGUCAUUGACAUUUCCAUGAUCCUGGCUGAAGCCAUCAGAAGAACCCAUAAUGGCGAGUCUGUGUCGUACCUUUUUAGACAUGUGCCCAUGUGACUCUAGGUCAGGUUAGGCAGUAUGUUCUUAGCCUAAUCUGCUGGCAAGAUGGAGAGCUCUCUGGCUGUAUCAUGUCCGGUAUGUCCAUAUACAGGACCACCAUUGUAUCCAUGGAUUUCUUUUCCAGUUUUGACCUAUUAAACUGAGAUGUAAAUUGCUCUAUACUUCAAUAUUUUAAAGCUCAAUUACAAUUGAAUUAAUGAUGCCAGUGCAGUACAGGAUUUGACUCAAACUGCCAAGUUUAGCUAGGCAUCUGAAAUGUGCCAUUUUAAUCCGUAAUAUCACUUAUUUUAGCACAAGGUUUUGGAUAUCACUUGAGUGCCCUAGUUUAAUUAUGGACACUUAAGUCCAACUGUUUUUAAAUUUCAUCUUUGGGUUUUGUUCAUGUUUCUUGCCUUCAUGUCAUUAUUUUCUUCUUCUCCCAGCGGUAUUAAGUGUUAUG
This is a messenger RNA of Scleropages formosus (Asian bonytongue), 1583 nucleotides long. RefSeq names its product ribose-phosphate pyrophosphokinase 2-like. The record is from RefSeq and is a predicted model, not a curated record. The coding region runs from base 188 to 1141 and encodes 317 amino acids. The transcript is spliced from 7 exons. Gene Ontology annotation, cellular component: cytoplasm; ribose phosphate diphosphokinase complex. Gene Ontology annotation, molecular function: ribose phosphate diphosphokinase activity; ATP binding; magnesium ion binding. NCBI's taxonomy places the organism in Eukaryota, Metazoa, Chordata, Actinopteri, Osteoglossiformes, Osteoglossidae. Gene Ontology annotation, biological process: 5-phosphoribose 1-diphosphate biosynthetic process; purine nucleotide biosynthetic process.